AUGAAGUACUCCUCUGUAGUCCAACUGGCGGCCUCCGUAUCGGUUGCUGCCGCCGCUUCCUCAACCACUUGCCCUCCCGCCUCAGUCUAUGUCUUUGAACCUCAACACAAACAACAAAAGACCGUCUCUAGCAACACCACCCCUCAACUUUCAAACAAACAAUCCCAAUUCCUCUUGGCUGACUUUCUCGGUACUUCUUCCCUCUACUCUUCCGCAGACAUUAAAGAUGAAUUCCCCUCAGACUUGGUCCACAAAUACAUUGCAUCCCUCACCAAUGCCAUGAAUGGCGAUACAUCCAACUCAAACCUCGCCACAGCAAUCGUCGUUAUCAAUGGCCUUCCUGACUCUCACACUCUUUUCCAGGAAUCCUCUCCUGAAUUUGAAAUUAAGGAGUCUCCUUCGCCAUCCUUUUUCCGCGCAUUUUUGGACCGCAUGUCCGGCGACAUGACCAAGGUCUCAGCUGCAACAAAGUCCCUCCAGCAGUCAGCAGACAAGGCCGUCUCAGUGGUAUCUAGUUUGGCUCACAAGAUUGAGGAGGCUGCUCUUAAGGGCCUCAAGGAUAUUGGAAUUUACAAGCGUCACCCCAUGAUGGGCGAUGCUAUGGGCCACAUGAUGGACUCCAUGAUGGAACAAUCCAGUGAGGACGACGAUGAAGACUGCAGCAGCUUUGCGGGCCAACGCUUGAAGGACGAUCUUGCUCGCUUGGAGACUCUUGCUUCCAAGGGCCUUGCCCCUGGUGAAAAGGCUCUUUUGCGUCUCGAGUCUCUUGACGUGAUGCUUCAAAACUCCAAGUACGCCCAGUCUUACGAAAAGGCUGUUGGCAAGAUUUCCAAGGCUAUUAACAACCUUGCAGACCAUGUUGAUGACGCCAACCUGCGCCUGAUGGUUGUUGCUGCUCCACGCGACGCGUGCACCAACAAGCAGGAGACUUUGUUGAAGCCAUGCUCUAGCAAGAGCGGUCUCAAGAAGCGCAGCAGCACACGCUCCACUAUUGUUGCCAAAUCGUUUCCCUCCAUUGAGGCCUGCGAGACUGCAACUGGCAACUGCACGGGCCAUGGUGCAUGCAUCAAGACUGGCACUGCACUUGACGGUGAGACUCCCGUGUAUGGCUGCGCAUGCCAGGCUUCUUACAAUGCUGACAAGAAGCAGACAACAAGAUAUGGCGGAGCAGCGUGCCAAAAGGUGGACAUUAGCGUGCCAACACAAAUGUUUUUGUGGAGUGGUAUUGCACUUGUGUUUGCUGGAGCUGCGGCAAUCAAGCUUGUCUACAGCAUUGACGCAGAGCCUCUUCCAGGUAUUCUUAACCUUGGCAAGAAGCCAACUACGAAUUAG
Messenger RNA from Magnusiomyces paraingens, 1332 nucleotides. RefSeq lists its product as uncharacterized. The coding region runs from base 1 to 1332 and encodes 443 amino acids. Gene Ontology annotation, cellular component: endoplasmic reticulum. NCBI's taxonomy places the organism in Eukaryota, Fungi, Ascomycota, Dipodascomycetes, Dipodascales, Dipodascaceae. The transcript has a single exon. The record is from RefSeq and is a predicted model, not a curated record.